AUGGUUCGUCGCAACAUCACUGAGUUUAAAGAAGAAUUUAAAGACUUUAAAUAUUCAAUUUAUAACAAACUUAACGACUUAGAUUCGAAAAUUAGAGAAGUGGAUUCGAAAGUUGUACACGUGGAUUCGAAAGUUAAAGAAGUGGAAUAUAAAAUGAAACACUACGUCGCUGCAACUUUAAUCGCAACAACUACAUUCGGCUUGGGUAUAAACUUGACCUUAAAACAAUCAAAAAACAAGCUUCAAGAGUCUACUCAGGUGUCGAACAUGACCGCUUAG
Molecule: messenger RNA, 279 nt
Organism: Funneliformis caledonium
Lineage: Eukaryota; Fungi; Glomeromycota; Glomeromycetes; Glomerales; Glomeraceae
Source: the annotation of a GenBank genome assembly